CACAUUAAUUAAUAUUUAAUUAGUUAAUUAGUUAAUUGAUAUUUUAACUUAGCUAAUUGGUCAUUUUAGCAACACAUUCUGCCACAACUGCAACUUUGACAUUUAUGAUCUUGAUAUGGCUCGAAAUUAAUUGUUUGAAACCCCUGCUACAAACCCUAAGUUAUCAUUUUUAAAAAUAACAAGGUUAUUUUUGACUGAUUUGGUAAAGCAUGUAAAGAUAUAUAACCUAACUAAUAAAGCUACAACAUAUAUAGAGCAAUGGCUCCUUCCAAAUGUUACUAGUAACAUUCAAAGCAUAGAGAUUUUACUAAAAGUACAUUUAUUUCAGUUAUUCUGUGAAAAAUAUUAAACUCAUAGUAAAUAGAUUCAGUAGUAACAAAAUAAAUAUUUUUAAAUAUUUUACUUAUGCGUUGAGGAUUAUGAUUUUACAGCUAAUCAAAUUCCAAAAUUCUGUUAAUGUAGGAUAAUUUUAGAGAGGCGAGUUAACCUAACAGUUAUGUUUUGGGACUGUGGGUGGAAGCUGGAGUACCUGGAAAGAACCCAGGUACUCCGUAUUGUCGUUGAUGUGCCGUAGGGCCGCCAGGGAGAACAUACAAACCCCCAUUCAGAAAGUGUUGUCCUUUAGGUAAAAGGGGAUUGAUUGUAUAUAGUAUGAAUGGCAGGAGUGUAAUUAAGUGUUAUAUGUGAUUUAUUGUACAUUUCUCUAUGUUCUUUAUUGGAUAAGUGGGUUAAAUAUACAAUUUAAUAUUUAAUAUACACGUUUAUUUUAAUGUACAAUUAUGCCACUGAAUUAAAAAUAAAUUCAAGUUAAGGCCUUUCGCACGUCUUCACCAGGCCAGCAGUAGUAAUAUACAUUUUAAGUACCAGUAAGUAGCAGUUUUUGGUCCUUAAGUACUUCUUUCUAGAUCAAUAACUUGUUCUCAGCCAGAACAAGCUACUGGCUGAGCUUUAGUAAUUGUAGCACCAUGAUUAGGUAUAGAUGAAUAGACGGACACAUGACAACACUAGUUGUAUGUAAUAAUUACCCAGAAAUUAGUACUCUUCUAGUAGUUUCUGUACCUUACAAAGGUGUAUUUUUAAAAAAAAAUAAUUUUCCUUAAACAAUUAGCUUUUUCUGCUAACCUGCAUGUUUUUACGUCUACCUGUUCAUUUGCUGUUUAACUCCAACUUUUUAAGAUCCCUGCUGUUUUCCUCUCAGGGUCUGGCUGUGAGCCCUUCAGAGAGAUUUACCACCACCUACAAUUCAGACUUUAAACCAUUUCACCAACGUAAAACAUUUCUGAAGCCCAUGCCUCCCACUAAAAGUGGGGGAGUAAACAUGACGCGUAUGCCUGAACGUGAUACAACGGCUAUGUUGCUUCAGCACUACUACAUGAAACCCCCCGAAACCAAAUCCACAUUUAUUAGCCCCCAGAACCCUCCGACUACCCUUUUCCCAGUCUUCAUACCUUCACUCGGCGGCAUAGCCACUUCCUUUUCUGAUCAGCUCAGAAAUGCUGGCUGUUUAAGGGACGAGGCUCCAUGGCACAACGUCUACGGUGAACGGGCUGGCCUGUUGAAGCGGCAGAUGGAGGAUCCAAGUGGGACCACUGACAUUCACUACGAGGAGGGAGUGAUUGUUUUAUCACCCUACAGAGGUCCCAUCAAGUGUGAGGAUGUCCUGCAGCUUCUGCACAAGACCGCCACGCCGACUCACAUGGGCACCCUUCCACGGGGGUCGGCUCCUUACAUUACACUGAAUCACGCCACAGGAGUCACGGGGGGCAACUUGACCGCCGUGAGCCAACCAGCUGUAUGUCAGCCCGCCCCCGCCCUUCAAUCUUCAUCCCACUACUGCGGCAACUGUGGAUGUAAAUCUGAGCAUCCUUUAGGUUGCUGCUGUGGGGCGCAACUUGUCCCUCCUCACAUCUGUCAGAGCGGCGGCCUGCCUCACCCCAUCAAGAGGCCUCCGCUGACCGAGUAUCAGGACAGCUAUUCCGCUAAGUGGUUCCAACCGAAGAUUAAACCCGGCUAACGUCACCUUCCUCCUUGUCACAAAGUUCAGCCCCCAAUACACAGCUCAU
Xiphophorus maculatus (southern platyfish) is the source of this 2063-nucleotide messenger RNA. RefSeq lists its product as uncharacterized. Lineage: Eukaryota; Metazoa; Chordata; Actinopteri; Cyprinodontiformes; Poeciliidae. The record is from RefSeq and is a predicted model, not a curated record. The coding region runs from base 1127 to 2014 and encodes 295 amino acids. The transcript has 8 exons.